UCUUAACAAUUUCCCAGAAAACAGCAAAUUGUAUUAGAAACAAACGACGUUCUGUUACAUCAAGGACAGUUAAGGGAUAUGCUUUCAGGGUAAAGAAGGCAGACGUAUUAAUGCAAAGUUCUUCAGUUGGAAACUUCCAGCGAAUACAGAUGUAAAUUAAUCAUGUUCCGGACCUUGCCAUUAUCUGAAGCAUGGAGCUUGUAGUAAAUUUAGGGGAUGUAACAGUUCUAAAACAAGUUCCGCCCCUCUUCUAGCCAAGCAGGUCUUUUUUAACUCCCUCUGCUAGCUCGUUCCCUGUGAAUUCACCUUUCCCGAAGGUCUUUUGGUGUGAUUUCUCCAUUCACCUGCAGUGCCGCCUCCUGGACAUACACGCGUUUAUGCACUAGCUGCCUUACACAAAGCACAAUGGAACGUCUGUAAGGCACGCGCGUCCUCGGGCAGCCAGAAAGGCAAGCAGUAGACGGGCACGAGCCAAAAAAAAAAAUAAGGAGCGUGAGGGAGUGUAAGAGCGCGCGCAGCGCACCUCCAGUCUGCCAGCUGGAGGACCAAAGACAACGAGAAUACCAGAGGGUAACGCUUAUAUCCAGUUCGGCCAACGCAAGGCAUGGCUGUGGUAACAAGAAUUAUCUCCAGCCUCGCUGCCAAAGGCAUUUCUCGGUUUAUGGUGUUCUUCUUUCUUUUCACAACCCUCGUCCUCUCGUCUUUCCUCCACCGGGCCAGAGCCGAAUUCUCACGGGAGGACAGUCCCUGCAAAGUAAAAACAGUCACUGUAUCUACACUGCCGGUGCUAAGGGAGAAUGAGAUCAAUUUUGGCGGUGGUGGAGGUGCAGCUGCUGCUGCUGCUGGAAGUGGAUCCUCGGCGACAGCUUCUGGAGGAGGAACAGCGGCAGAGUCCCGACUUCUUCUUUUAGUAAGAAAUGACCUGCCGGGACAUGUAGCCGUACUGGACGACCUGGAGAACACGGAACUACCAUACUUCACCUUGGAAAUGUCUGGGACUGUUGCAGAUAUCUCGCUCGUCCACUGGAAGCAACAGUGGUUGGAAAAUGGGACUUUAUAUUUUCAUGUGUCGAUGAGCAGUGCAGAACAUCUGUCACAAGCAACUCCACCAACAAUCCGGGAAGCUUCGGAGAUUGUGGAAGAACAGAUGCAUGUCCUUCAUAUUUCAGUCAUGGGUGGGCUGAUUGCAUUGCUUUUGUUAAUUCUCAUCUUUACUGUGGCCCUUUAUACAAGACGACGCUGGUGCAAGAGACGGCGAGUGCCUCAAAAGAGUGCUAGCACAGAAGCAACACAUGAAAUUCACUAUAUCCCGUCUGUGCUACUGGGACCUCAAGCUCGUGACAGCUUUCGAAACUCUCGUAUGCAGGCACACAACUCUGUUAUCGGGAUGCCUAUUCGUGAGACCCCUAUUUUGGAUGAUUACGAUUAUGAAGAGGAGGACCACCAGCAUCGUUUAGAACCAAAUAAUAGGGAUGAUGAUUUCGGUAGCCAAGUAACACGAACACUUGAAAGCCUUGGAAGGACAGAAGAAGAGAAACCAAACUUUGAAAAAAGAGCCACUGACACGACACAAGAGACGGUGGAGUCACUGAUGCAGAAGUUCAAAGAAAGUUUUCGAACAAACACGCCAAUAGAGAUUUCACAGCUUCAACAUGUUCCCCGCAGUGCGACAAUGGGAAGACGGAAAAGGAGAAGCAAGUCCAGAGGCAGAGUAGGUUUCGGCAGAGCAGAAGAUGAUUCUGGGUCAGAUGCUGAUGAUGAAACUCAACUGACAUUUUACACAGAACACCACAGAGGCAGAAGACGAAGCAAAGGCUCACCCAGAAGCCCAGUGAAUAAAACUACCCUCACAUUAAUCACUGUGAGUGCCUGCAUCCUUGCAGUUGUGUAUGGAAGCCAGCUGACAUGCCCUCUUACUGUGAAAGUGACACUCCAUGUUCCAGAACAUUUCAUUGCUGAUGGAAGCAGUUUUGUUGUAAGUGAGGGAAGCUAUCUGGAUGUGAGUGACUGGUUAAAUCCAGCCAAACUGUCACUGUAUUAUCAAAUUAACUCCACAUCACCUUGGGUACGAGACCUCUGUGGUCAGAAGACAACUGAUGCCUGUGAGCAGCUGUGUGAUCAUGAAACUGGUGACUGCAGCUGCUAUGAAGGCUACUCCCCUGAUCCUCUUCAUAAACAUCUGUGUGUGCGGACUGAAUGGGGACAAAAUGAAGGGCCUUGGCCUUAUACAACAUUGGAGAGAGGGUAUGACUUGGUCACAGGAGAGCAGGCCCCAGAAAACAUUUUCAGGACAACCUACAGUCUUAUUCAGGGCCUGUGGCUUCCAAACAGCAAAAGUUUUGUGGUUCCCCCUGUAGAGCUUUCCAUAAAUCCUUUAGCAAGCUGUAAAACAGAUGUUAUCGUGACAGAAGACCCAGGCGACAUCAGGGAAGAAGCCAUGUUAUCAACCUACUUUGAAACAAUAGAUGACCUGCUGUCAUCGUUUGGGCCUGUACGAGAUUGCUCUCGAAGUAAUGGAGGUUGCACCAGAAAUUUUAAAUGCGUGUCCGACAGAAAGAUCGACUCCACAGGAUGCAUGUGUCCUGUUGGUUUGAGGCCUAUGAAAGAUGGCACCGGUUGCUAUGACUACAACAAAGGAAUAGAUUGCUCAGAUGGAUUUAAUGGUGGAUGUGAGCAACUCUGUCUGCAACAAACUGUACCACUGCCAGAAGAGACUUCAUCUAGCAACAUUCUUAUGUUUUGUGGCUGCGUGGAGGAGUAUAAAUUGGCCCCAGAUGGCAAGUCCUGUAUUAUGCUUUCUGAUGUAUGUGACGGUGCAAAGUGUCAGAAGCCAGAUGCAAAACUAAAUGACACGCUGUUUGGGGAAAUGCUGCAUGGCUACAACAACAAAACCCAACAAGUACAUCAGGGUCAAGUUUUCCAGAUGACCUUCAGGGAAAAUAAUUUUAUUAAAGACUUCCCACAGCUUGCUGAUGGUUUGAUGGUGAUACCGCUCCCUGUAGAGGAGCAGUGUAAAGGGAUCCUCUCGGAACCAAUGCCUAAUCUUCAAAGCUUAACUGGAGAUGUCACAUACAGUGAAGCAGUGGGCUACCCAAUGGUGCAACAAUGGAGAGUUCGAAGCAACCUGUACAAAGUGAAACUCAGUGCUGUAACAUUGUCUGCAGGUUUCUCAAACAUACUGAAGAUUUUAAAUUCAGAGAGCAGCAGAGAGGAGCUGAUUUCUAUUAUCCAACAGUAUGGCAGCCAUUAUAUUGCAGAGGCACUCUAUGGGUCUGAACUAACAUGCAACAUCCACUUCCCUAGUAAGAAAGUGCAGCAACAGCUUUGGCUCCAGUAUCAGAAAGAAACAACCGAGUUAGGAAACAAGAAGGAACUGAAGUCAAUGACAUUCAUUACAUACUUGUCUGGCUUACUAACCGCUCAGAUGUUAUCAGAUGACCAGCUGAUGACUGGAGUAGAGAUACGUUGUGAAGAGAAAGGUUGUUGUCCUUCCACAUGCCAGAUGUGCCGUCGCCAAGGAAAAGAGCAACUCAGCCCAACUCCUGUUCUUCUGGAAAUUAAUCAUAUAGUGCCACUUUACAGUCUGUUACAGAGCAACAUCACAACAGAGGCAUUCAGGACUGCUCUGACAAGCUCAUAUUGGUGUUCAGGAAAGGGUGAUGUCAUUGAAGACUGGUGCCGAUGUGACCUGAGUGCCUUUGAUGAAGACGGACUCCCUAACUGCAGCCCGUUACUUCGCCCCACACUGAGGCUAUCAACAACAAUAGAACCUUCUAGUACCAUGAUAGCUCUGGAGUGGUCCGAUAUCCAGCCAGCUAUAGGAACAAAAAUUUCCGAUUAUAUUAUCCAGCAUAAAAGAGUAGAAGAUUACACAGAUUCAGAGUUGUAUACAGGAGAAUCCCUGAGCUUCUCAGAUGAUUUACUGUCAGGCCUUGGCUCUUCUUGUGUGGUGGCAGGAAGGAGUCACGGAGACUCCACUCACGCAAUCAUGUAUUCCUUGAUUUUUAAGUGCCUGGAACCAGACAGCCUGUACAAAUUUACACUGUAUGCUGUAGACAGCAGAGGAAGACAUUCUGAAUCAAGUGUUGUGGCUCUCAGAACAUCAUGUCCACUUGUUGAUGACAGUAAAUCUGAAGAAAUAGCAGAUAGAAUAUAUAAUUUGUACAACGGCUACACAAGUGGAAAAGAGCAGCAAACAGCUUACAAUUUAUUAAUGGACAUUUCACCUCCCAUGUUAUAUCGUGUCCAGCACCAUUACAAUUCACACUAUGAAAAGUUUGGAGAUUUUGUCUGGCGUACUGAGGAUGAAUUAGGGCUACGGAAAGCUCAUUUGAUUCUAAGAAAACGGGACAGAGUAAGCAACCAUUGUGCAGUCUUAUUACGCAGUGCUUAUAUACACACCCGUACGGAUACCAUCACAUACCUCUUCUGUCGGAGUGAUGAAAGCAGACCUUCAGGGACAAUGUGGUUCAGUGUCCUUAGAGAUAGAAAGGUGACUUGUGAUGAAAAACUCAUGACUGUGACAAGAAAUACUUAUGGAGACCCUAAACGUCGAUGAGAUGGACUUCAUAUAUUUGAACAUCUAUAUUAUUUCAGUUUGGGAACUACUGGAAUGGGAACUUUUUUCACUAGAAAUAUUUAGAAUAAUACUUGGUAAAAAGAAGAUCUUUGAUGAAACCAGCCAAAUGAACUCUACCACAAUAUACAGAACAAAGUGGACUCUCAACUGAUUUUUUUUUCUUUUGUAUAGAUGGCAUAGUCAUGGAAAGUUAAGGUAAUUCAGCAUGUAAAUGAGGAAAGUAAUGUGAAAUUGAAAGUAUGCAGAUAAAUUAUAAAGGUGCUUUUUAAUUUUUCUGAAACCAAGAAAGUAAAAAAACAUGAUUAUUUAUA
Molecule: messenger RNA, 4890 nt
Organism: Protopterus annectens (West African lungfish)
Lineage: Eukaryota; Metazoa; Chordata; Ceratodontiformes; Protopteridae
Gene: ASTN2
Product: astrotactin 2
Exons: 23
Coding region: 605-4558 (1317 amino acids)
Biological process (GO): neuron migration; neuron cell-cell adhesion
Molecular function (GO): protein binding
Source: RefSeq, a predicted model, not a curated record